CCUUGCUUGUCGAAGAAUCUCUCAAUGUUGAUACGAAAACAUCGAAGACUCGAAUGGAACUCAAGAGAUCCCUUCAAAUUCAGAUUAAGAAGAGGGUGAAGGCGCAGUAUGUGAACGGGAAGUUCUUGGACUUGAUGGAGAAAGUGGUUGCCUGCCCGAAAACUCUUCAAAACGCAUAUGACUGUGUUAGAAUUAACUCAAACGUUGACGUAACAUCGAAUGAUCAUUUAAUCUCAUUCGAACCUAUGGCUGAAGAGCUUCGUAAUGGUAAUUUUGAUAUCAAUGCCAAUACUUUCUCCAUAUCAAGUUCAAGAAAAGAAGUACUCAUUCUACCAAAUCUAAAGUUGAAGGUUCUUCAGGAGGCCAUUAGGAUUGUUUUGGAGUGUGUUUUUAGGCCACAUUUUUCCAAGAUAUCUCAUGGCUGUCGAAGUGGAAGAGGACACUCAACAGCAUUGAAGUACAUCAAAAAAGAGAUAAAAAAUCCUGAUUGGUGGUUCACAGUCAACUUAAGCAAAAAGAUGGAUGAACUUAUGAUGGCUAAACUCAUUACAGUAAUGGAGGACAAGAUAGAAGAUCCCAAUUUAUUUGCUGUCAUUAGAACUAUAUUUGAUGCUGGAGCACUGAAUUUGGAGUUCGGGGAUUUCCCGAAAGGUCACGGUCUUCCACAAGAGGGCGUUCUGUCUCCUAUAUUAAUGAACAUCUAUCUAAACCUCUUUGACCAAGAAUUCUUUAGAUUAUCUAUGAAAUAUGAAGCUAUCAAUGAAUAUAGUAAUGCAGGUCAAGCUGGAUCAAAGUCAAAGCUGCGUAGCUGGUUUCGAAGACAAUUGAAAGGAAAUGAUUCCGAAUAUCCAGGCGACGAGAAAGGUGACAUAAGAGUAUACUGUUGUCGCUGUAUGGACGAAAUCUUUUUGGCUAUAUCAGGUUCUAAAGAUGUUGCUCUGAGGUUUAGAUCUGAGAUUUUAGAUUUCUUACAGAAUUCUUUGCAUUUGAAUGUUCAUCAUCAAGAGGAAAUGGUAUCGUGUCGGGCUACUCACGGAAUUCGUUUUCUUGGUUGUUUGGUUAGAAGAAGUGAGCAGGAAAGUCCUGCUGUAAAAGCUGUUCAUAAGAUGAAAGAAAAGGUUGAGCUAUUUGCUUUACAAAAGCAGGAGGCUUGGAAUGCUUGGACAGUGUGGUUGGGGAAGAAAUGGCUCGCUCAUGGCUUGAAGAAGGUGAAAGAGUCAGAGAUUAAGCAUUUAGCUGAACAGAGCCCUUCUUUGAAUCAAAUUUCGAGUUUUCGUAAAGCCGGGAUGGAAACCGAUCAUUGGUACAAGGCUUUACUAAAAAAUUGGAUGCAAAAUAUAAACGCAAGAGCUGCAGAGAGUGAAGAAACAAUCUUAUCUAAGCAUGUAGUGGAACCUUCUCUUCCUCAGGAACUUAGAGACUCCUUUUAUGAAUUCCAACGGUGUGUGGAAGAAUAUGUUUCUUCUGAGACAGCUUCUACUAUUGCUCUUUUACCAAAUUAUGAUCCUUCUGCCAAAGUGACUUUCGUAACUGAGAUUAUAGCUCCAGUCAAUUCCAUUGGAAAACGACUACGGCGAUAUCGGCUACUCACGAAUAAAGGGUAUCCAUGCCCCUCUCCUUUCCUCAUCGUACAAGAUGACACUCAAAUUAUUGACUGGUUUUUCGGAGUAGCUCGUCGUUGGUUUAGAUGGUACACCAAUUGUUCUAACUUCAGUGAGUUGGUCUUAAUUUGUGAUCAAGUUAGGCAAUCUUGUAUCCGAACGCUAGCAGCAAAGCAUCGAAUACACGAAAGUAUCAUAGAAAAGAAGUUUGAGUCAGAGCUGAGUAAGAUUUACUCCACCCCUGAUAUAGAACAAGAACAGAAGGAAUCAUCAGAUACCAAUGGUUUAGACAAUGAUGAGGCAUUGAUGUAUGGAAUUUCAUACAGUGGUUUGUGUUUGCUAUCUCUUGCUAGAAUGGUUAGCCAAUCUCGUCCUUGUAAUUGUUUUGUCAUGGGGUGUUUGAGUCCUGCACCAAGUGUUUAUACUCUUCAUGUCAUGGAGAGACAAAAGUUUCCGGGAUGGAAGACUGGAUUCUCGAGCUCCAUCCACCCGAGCUUGAACAGACGACGAUUUGGGUUAUGCGAGAAACAUUUGAAGGACUUGUAUCUUGGUCACAUUUCAUUGCAAUCUGUUGACUUCGGUGCAUGGAAUGUUAAGAACUACUAAUCCCCACAAUGGUAUGAUAUUGUUCACUUUGAGCAUAAGCUCCGUGACUUAGCUUUUAGUUUCCCCAAAAUGUCUCAUACCAAUAGCUAACGUGGGACUACUCCUCUCAAUAAUCAUCAACAAUCCUCCCCUCGAACAAAUUACACCACAGGGUUGACUCUUGAGUCACCUUCGAGACUCACAACUUCUUAAGAAAGUGAGUGGUUUUUGUUCUGUGCAUGAUCUCAUUUAGCUUGUGCAUGGGAUAGAUUUGCUGAGAGAAACGCCAUGGGUGGAGCUUCAUGGUGCCAGGUUUGAACAGCAUUCAAUUGAAUACGUGCUGUUUAUAUUGAUAUCAUGUUGGAAACCUUCUCAAUUGCUCGGAUGAAGAAUAUUAAUUAUGUUUGAGCUAA
Messenger RNA from Cucurbita pepo subsp. pepo (vegetable marrow), 2599 nucleotides. The record is from RefSeq and is a predicted model, not a curated record. NCBI's taxonomy places the organism in Eukaryota, Viridiplantae, Streptophyta, Magnoliopsida, Cucurbitales, Cucurbitaceae.